Molecule: messenger RNA, 1202 nt
Organism: Ilyonectria robusta
Lineage: Eukaryota; Fungi; Ascomycota; Sordariomycetes; Hypocreales; Nectriaceae
Exons: 1
Coding region: 309-1094 (261 amino acids)
Source: RefSeq, a predicted model, not a curated record
GCCGCUGGCGCUCCCCCUGCCAGAUGCCUCGCUGUGGCUGGCCAGAACGGCCAGAUCUCCGCCCAAGUCGGAGUCAUCCAGACAACCACCAACUCCCAACUCGCCCACGACACCAAAGACCCGAGCACCCAAGCACGCACCAUCAUUACACUAAUACACUAUAUACGUCCACACAGUCCACACACACGUCCACACACACGUCCACACACACGCCCAGUCCCUGUCCCACGUCCCACCAGAUGCAAGACCAGCAUGCUGCCAGCCAUGAUGACUGGCAUUGGCGCAGGCCCUAGGCCAGGUCCGGCCCCAUGGCAAAGGGCCUAAACCGCCUAAACCUGUGCGUCACCAUCCCAGAUCGAAUCGUCGACUUUUGGACCAGACCAAGGCCGCUGGCAACGCACCAGUCAGGCCCUCUCGCCGCAACGUGCUGUACCGUGCCGUGCUCCGUACCUACAGUACACACGUCGACGGGGUCUCCAGUCCCCGUUUUAGGUGGUGUGUCUGCGUGCUGGCUUGUAAAUGGCUCCUCCCAGGUGCAGCGGAGGCGGCGGCGAACUCGAGGCAAAUCGCAUCGUGGAUGCCACACGCCCACACCUCUCCUCUUUCUCUGGGCGCCUAGACGCCUUGACGCCCCCAGACAGUCAUCGUCUUCUCCGCCCUUUGCGCAGUUGGCUCGCUGGCCGCCCUAUUCUCCGUCACCCACGCUGUCGGGUCCGACUGUCGGCUCUCCCUUGUCCAAAGCAAGCCAUGAUGACGCUGUGCCGGUAAAAGCCAGCCAUGGCCCGUUGCCAGUCCCACGAUCCUCCUCCCUGCCUGCACCGAGAUCUUGUUCGACCACACCCUCUCCCUCAUACUCCCCAAGUAUCCUGCCACAUAUGCAGACAAGACAUACAUGCCCUCGCAUACGUCCUGCAGCACAACACAGUACAUGCCUCUUGUUGCUACCGCUCAUCGCAUCGCAUCGCAUCACUCUGCACCAAACCCUGUCGCCUCAAGUCGCCUUACAUUCAACUCGCCGGAACGAGAAGGCGACGAUAGACUCUGACAAGCGAGGCCAGUUAGGGUCAUUCCCGGACGCCUCUUUUCAACCUUGAUUGUCCUUGUCAUUCUCCUUCUCCUUCUCCUUCUCCGCCUCUUCCUUCAACUUCUUCCCGGUCCCUCAUUCCAUUCGACUUCUCCUCGUCUCUCUUAUUCUACUUGCC